Molecule: messenger RNA, 966 nt
Organism: Gavialis gangeticus (Gharial)
Lineage: Eukaryota; Metazoa; Chordata; Crocodylia; Gavialidae
Gene: TMEM154
Product: transmembrane protein 154
Exons: 7
Coding region: 33-797 (254 amino acids)
Source: RefSeq, a predicted model, not a curated record
UUACUCAGAGAAACCCAAGCAGGAAACAGGAAAUGUACACGUUCCUGCAACCUAGGGAGAAAUUAACACAGAGCAUCAUGUCUUAUCACAGAAAAAGCAAUAUGCACAAGCAAAAUUUCAUGCUGUUUUCUGCCCUGUUUCUUGCCGCAGGAUCCACCAGUUAUGGUGAUGGACGUGGAAUGACUCUCUCACCACAUGGAUUUUCUUCAGGCCUCCAGGAUGACACUCAUAGACUGGCUCAAAUCUCAGAAUCUGAAACAGAAGAAGAUCAUUCAGGAGACAGUCCACUAUUAUCAUCCACUGUUAUAACAACUCCUAGUCCAGAGAGAUCUACCGUGCUUUCUACAGCUGCCCUUGACUCUGAUCUGAAACCUUCGACCACACCAGAAGCACCCAAGUUAGGAUUUGAAACAGGAAAUAAUGCAACUACUGAGUCAAAAGAUGAAAACAAUAAUAACACAGAAAUGGCAGGUGUUAACCCAGCCUUAAUAUAUGGCGUCCCUGCAGUCUUACUCAUCAUAUUAAUUCUGCUGAUCAUUGCCUUUGUAAUAUGGCACAAAAAGAAAAAGUCUAAGCAAGAUGAACUGGGAAGUGAAAAUGUCAAAAGUCCUAUUUUUGAAGAAGACACUCCCUCUGUUAUGGAAAUAGAAAUGGAAGAGCUCGAUAAAUGGAUGAAUAGUAUGAACAAAAAUGCUGAAUCUGAAUGUUUGCCUACUGUAAAAGAAGAAGAAAAGGACUCAAAUGCCAAUCAAAGCUCAGAUUCUGGAGCCCAAGAUACACUCACUGAGACACUGUGAAAAGGUAUUACAUUCAAGAUCCCUGCUCCUUUUCUUUUAUUAUGUAAUAGAUCAGAAGGGAGAAAAACUGAAAAGCUGUGGGAUGCAAAGAUAACUGCAAACCCUGUGUCUUAGAGUAGAUUUAACAUAUGUGUUUGCUUGUCAGGCCUACAGCAUUGUUAAACAAGGA